CAGAACACCAAGGCCUAGUAAUUUACUGAAACCACAGCCAACACAACUGCAGGGCAGGCGCCGCCACUGUCCGCACGGAUCCCGCAACUCGGCCGUGCUGGGAGCCCAGCACCGGGCCGGGGGGGUUGCAGUUUCUGUGGGACAGAGGGUGCCAGCCCGCGGGGUGCAGCGGGCUCAGGGCAGGGCUCAGGCAGGGCGCAGGCAGCCGGCGCUGCAAGCAGGAAGUUUCUGCAAGAGCAGGGCGCAUCGCGCAUGCGUGAGCUGCUGAGGAGCAGAGCAGGGCUGCCGCCGCCGCUAUGGGCACUGAGCUGUUUUGAGAGCAAAAUACACCAAUAAUUCCCUUUUUGGAAAGGAUUAAAAGUUGUAUUUAAAAGUGUUACAUUAACACAAAAGCGAGGGGAGCUGCAAAGAGCAAAUGUGUGGGGUCUGUCCCUGGUGGAGGAGUGAAGGAAAGAAUGGGUUGUACAGUGAUGGUCACCAAGGAUGCGGUGAUUACUUAGUCAAAUAGCCUCUGCCUUCAUAUUCUCAGUGCUGUCCCAUAACAGCCGUUCACCCACGUUCUGUCCUGUGUUCAUGGUGUGCUCACCACUUCAGUAAUAGCAUGACAUUUCUGCCUUCGCCAAAAGACUUGGUUACUUGCUGAAACUCGGAGCCACUCCGGCGCACCCUGCCAGCUGGUCAAAGUGGCGAUGUCAGGGGUCCCCACCCCCCCUCCCCCUGGAGAGAUGUCCAGUGGACCUGUGGCAGAAAGCUGGUGUUACACACAGGUUAAAGUAGUGAAGUUUUCCUACAUGUGGACCAUAAACAACUUUAGUUUUUGUCGAGAGGAGAUGGGGGAAGUUCUGAAGAGUUCCACUUUUUCCUCUGGACCUAAUGAUAAAAUGAAAUGGUGCCUGAGAGUAAACCCAAAGGGACUGGAUGAUGAAAGCAAAGACUAUUUGUCAUUGUAUUUACUGCUAGUUAGUUGUCCCAAAAGUGAAGUAAGAGCAAAGUUCAAGUUCUCUUUGUUGAAUGCGAAGAGAGAAGAAACUAAAGCUAUGGAAAGCCAAAGAGCGUAUCGAUUUGUCCAAGGGAAGGACUGGGGUUUCAAAAAAUUUAUUAGGAGAGAUUUUCUGCUUGAUGAAGCAAAUGGACUUUUACCAGAUGACAAGCUUACAUUGUUCUGUGAGGUAAGCGUGGUCCAAGAUUCAGUGAAUAUUUCCGGUCAGUCCAAUAUGAACAUGUUGAAGGUUCCUGAAUGCCGCUUGUCAGAUGACUUAGGAAAUCUUUGGGAGUGCUCGCGAUUCACAGACUGCAGCCUCCACGUAGGAGGACAGGAGUUCAAAGCUCACAAAUCCAUAUUAGCAGCACGAUCACCUGUUUUUAAUGCCAUGUUUGAACAUGAAAUGGAGGAAAGUAAAAAGAAUCGAGUAGAUAUAAAUGAUGUUGACCCUGAUGUGUUUAAGGAGAUGAUGAGGUUCAUUUACACAGGAAAAGCACCAAAUCUUGAGAAGAUGGCUGACAACUUGUUAGCAGCAGCAGAUAAAUAUGCUUUGGAGCGCCUAAAGGUCAUGUGCGAAGAAGCUUUGUGUAGCAGCCUCUCUGUAGAAAAUGUUGCGGAUAUACUUAUUCUGGCAGAUUUGCACAGCGCCGAGCAGUUGAAAGCACAAGCAAUAGACUUCAUCAACAGAUGCAGUGUCCUAAGACAACUGGGCUGCAAAGAUGGAAAGACUUGGAACAGCAAUCAUGCAACAGACAUCAUGGAAACUGCAGGCUGGAAAUCGAUGAUCCACUCCCACCCUCACUUAGUCGCAGAGGCCUUCCGAGCCCUGGCGUCUGCACAGUGUCCUCCUUUUGGCAUUCCACGCAAGCGGCUAAAACAGUCAUAACCGCUUGACAGAACUUUUAAAGAGUCUGGUGGUAUUUCUGACUUCACAAAAGCAGACAGAAAAGAGUGGGACACUUUUCUGAUCAAAUGCAGUAGUCUUUGUACUUGGAGAACAGUCUACACUUCAAUUCUUCAAACUGAUGGAUAAUUUCAGUUUUGGUCUUCAGCUUUACUUGCAAUGUUUUCUGUCAUUUAAAAUGGCCUUAAAAUAUCUGCCAUUGCUCCAGGAGUUUAUGUAUCUCUGUAUUUAACUGUGUGCCUGCCUUGUCACAAAGACUCGGCCUUUCCAGAUUGCACUAGUUCCCAUAAUGCAGUGGUUGUUCUCUGGGACGUGUCAUUAAUAUGUUGGAUUAUUGGGAAUGCUGUACAAAUUUAAUGUUUAGCCCCUUUGUGACAACAUAAAAAGUGUGAAACCGUAUUUAAAUGCAAAGUCUUUAUUUGGUCUUUAAAAAGUGUGGCCCAUAAUAAAGACUAUUGUGAGUUGUACUUUUCAAUAUCUUAAAGGAGGUUCGAACAUUAAAAAGAACACACAUUGGAAGACUUUUUGCUAACCUUGAUAUGCAUUGUGAAAAUUUCUGAUUGACAAAAUAUUGGUGAUUAGCAAAAGAUUAAGGAUAGGUUUGUAUAAAGCAAUGCCUAAACCCUUGGUUUAAACGUGAAGUAUAUUUGUUGUCCAACGUUAUUUUUGUUUACAGCUAAAAGCAUACAAUUACUUUUAUGAUUUCUACCUUGUUAUUAAGAAAAUAUUCCUUCAUUACUUUAUGACCUGAUUUAACCUGCAUUUUACCAAGUGACAGAGUGAAGUUCUAGCAGUUGCAUAUUUAAUCAUAAAAGCUUGGGAACUUCUAGGAAAAAAAAAAUCAAAAUAUUAAUAUAUGGGCCUGUAUUGUGAAAACUGCAGUGAAAUAAUUGUAUAUUGAAAUCUAUGGUUCUUGGUCUCAUAUUGUAAAAGGCAUGUCCCCAGCUGUGUGUAUAAAAGAUUUAUUUGGUUGAACUGGAUUUAUUCACGUGCAGCGUUCCUUCUGGCCACAUUUCUACCAGAGCAACUGAAGACCUAUAGGAUGCAGAGCAUCUUUAUUUUGGUGGCAUUUUUAGUUGUGUGAAAAAGAAAGUUCAACAUUAGAAUUGCUUUGUUUAGUCUCAAGUACUUUACAAAUUUAAGAUGACAUCUGAAAUGCUGUCAAGUAAUUCAAUUUCUGCAAAAUUGGUUACAUUAGAUUGAUGAGAGAUUAGAUAUCCCAGAAGAAUGUUUCCCCCACAACAGUGCUAAAGGCAGUGCUGUGUCAUCUUAACAUUGCCUCAAUUGAAAAACUUCAUACAAGGAUGCUGCUCAAAAUAAGGUAGCUGUUUAGCUAUGUUUACGUGCAAGAGAUAUUACUUUAUCCCCUGUAUUUAAAAGCACAGUCUGGAAUUACUAUCUGAAAUAGAAGUUUCAGGUGAACCCUGUUAGGUCAGUCUUUUGGUGUUUUUUGUAUUUGUACUUAUUUUUUCUUUACACAAUGAAGUAAUCUUUUGUUGGCCUGUGCCAAAACAGGAGGACCUGCAACAAAAGCACUGCUGCUGUGUCUUGGCCUGUCGUCACAGUUAUUAAAGUAAAUGUGGAGUGUCAAGCAUCAACUGAAAUGCUGUUCUUCAGAAAUUUAAUUUUGUGUGGCGUUUCAUAUUACAGUCUAAAAAAGGGCAUUUUUUCUGCUUCUUUCUGAUUAUGAUACGAACAUAAUCUUCUUUAAAACUGUGUUCUGGGCAUUAUAAAAAGCCAUUGUUUUCUUAGAGAGUCUGUGUGUGUGUGGGGCUCAUGCCAGACUCAUUUCUCUUCUUUUUGUGUUUUUGUCCAUUUGAUUUUCCAAAUUGUUGAUGACAACACCAGGAACCUUCAGUCCACCAGGAAUCCACCAAAACGCAACUGAAUUAUGCCGUCUGCAGUUUCAAGAAUGCAGGGAAGCUUUGCUGUUUAAUGUGGAAUUUCAGGUCGCAACACACAGUGUGUAGGAAAACAAUUUCCACUUAAUGUGUGGAAAAUCAAAUGACUUCCUUUAAGGGUGAAUAUAAAUGGAAAGUGAUCUCAAAGUUGUAUGAAAUAUUCAUAUUCAUUACAUUACUUUUGAACAUGAAAUUACUCCAUAAGGUCAUUUAAACCCACCAAUAGAUAUUGUUGAAAAGAAACAGCGCACACAGUAAAUAUACCAAAAAUUGUCUGAGACACUGUGCUAUGGUGACGUUGUACAAAAUGUAGAGAUGGUUGUUUUUUGAAACAGUGGUACUGUACUGCUUUUCUAAGCUGUUCUCAUCAAUUGAUUUGCUUAUGUUGACAAGUUUAUUUAUUAUGUAUCAAUGAUAUUUUGUAAGUCAUGUUAGCUGUUUAAACAGUUCUUUAAAAAUUUAUUCUUAAUCAAA
Lepisosteus oculatus (spotted gar) is the source of this 4261-nucleotide messenger RNA. It is a transcript of the gene spopla, whose product is annotated as speckle type BTB/POZ protein like a. The record is from RefSeq and is a predicted model, not a curated record. Gene Ontology annotation, biological process: regulation of proteolysis; proteasome-mediated ubiquitin-dependent protein catabolic process. Gene Ontology annotation, cellular component: nucleus; cytoplasm. Gene Ontology annotation, molecular function: ubiquitin protein ligase binding. NCBI's taxonomy places the organism in Eukaryota, Metazoa, Chordata, Actinopteri, Semionotiformes, Lepisosteidae.